Messenger RNA from Caenorhabditis angaria, 276 nucleotides. NCBI's taxonomy places the organism in Eukaryota, Metazoa, Nematoda, Chromadorea, Rhabditida, Rhabditidae. The record is from the annotation of a GenBank genome assembly.
AUGUCUUACAAUCAUCACAAUUCUUGCGAUAAUUCCUACGUUCCUUCAACUAUUACACAUAAUGGUUAUCCAAUGGGAUAUAUGACUACUCAACCAACAAUUGCACCAAUUAUCACACCAAUCCAUCAAACUUCUCAUUCUCACUAUGCUCAAGUAGUAACAGUCACAGAAGGUUCACACCAUAAUCAUCGCCACAAUCAAGUUCACUAUUCAGAUAUGCACCAUUCUCACAAUCAUAAUUUUGACAAUCAUUAUCAUAAUCCACACCACUGCUGA